GGAGGAUGAGAGAGUUGCAAGUGUUAGGAAUGGUUAGAAACGUCGUAAUGAGUUUUAUUUGAUCGACCCACGGUCAUUAUCAAGGAAAUUUACUGCCGAGAGGCAAAGUUCUAUCGCUGGUUAACGUUAAAUAACGCUUAUUGAUUUCUAUAUCCUCGUGUUAAUCUUGUCAUGUCCACUGUGAAGACAAUGGCAUCUUCAAAAGCUUCCAAGCAGACUUCAGCUGCAGCAUCAAAGAUCAAAAAUAAGAUCCUCAACACCUCCUCCUUCUUCAAGGUGUCUUUGAAGACCAACAACAAGGCCUUAGCUCUUGCUUUGGAGGCUCAGAAGGAGAGGAGCAGGCAGCUGGAGAGGGAGGUUGUGUGCCUACAGAAACAAGUGGAGACUCUUUUCUUCGAGCUGGCCACCAGGAAAUACAAGGAGAGGAAAGUGCUCCUCAUCUUGAAAAACCUCCACAGAAACACACUGCUGCACUUUGACAUGGUGGCUGAGCUAUUCCCCAACAGCGAUAGCAAGGCCUUAUUUGGUAACAUCACUGAAGAAAAUCCUGCAGUGGAAAGUCUUGUAGAUCAGUUACCUUCUCGGCCAGAAACAUCAAGGGAUUUGUUGUUUCCCAGCAAAAACAUAACAGCAGACCUGCCUGAAAGAAACAUGGAUGAGAACAUCUUCUGUAUCCAGAGUGGACCCAGCAAGUCCCCUGAUACUUCCAGUGAUGGUACAGAUGUUGAGAAAAGCCAGCAUAUACAUGCUCCUCCUCCUCAGGCAGAAACAACCCGUCCAUCCAGCAGCCUAACAGAAGAAGUGGAGAGGAUGUCAGUGAUGUUCUCUCAGUCGGGGUUUGACAUGAGGUCGGACUCCUGUCCUCACAGCCGCCAAAGCUCGUCACUUCUCAGCACAUGUGAAAACUCCAAACCAUCUUCCACUGAUAAUGUGAAUCCUCCCUGUGGCUCAGUGAUGGAAACAGACCCAGAACAUAGUAACACGCAAGAGAAAACUGUGAUUCUGAACACAACAAUGGAGAUGACACAAAGUAAUGCUACUGAGAUAGUCACUGUGGAAACCGAGGCCAAAAAAGUAGGCCGAUCCAGAAAGAUGAAAGGCAAGAAGAACAAGGAAGAAGUCUGUGCAUCGAGUGUGGCUGAAAAUCCACAAGUGAAGAACACUUCAGAUUCUGGGAUGAGUGAGGUUCAGACUGCUCCCUCUGACGCUUUGUUACAGACGGAUGACCACGCACUCGAGGAUAUUAGAGACCUAGAAAUUACAAACUGUCAGUCACCUAAAAAACACACUGGGAAUGUUAUUACCUCGCGCAUUCCCAAACUAAGCAAGCCUGAAGCUGGCAACUGUCAGAAAAUGGCAAAGGACAAAUUCAUAACACCACACCAAACCAAGUCAACCGAGUCGUGUGACACUGUCUCACCAGAUCGUGACGAUUAUUUCAGGAAUCCUGAAAAUAAAUUCUCCAAAGCCAGGUUUGGUGUAAAAUUACCACUUGAGAAAGACACUGGAGAGGAAGACGUGUCCAAAAUCACAUGCAGGAGGUCCAGGAACAAAGGCAGGAGGGUGUCUUCAGUCACCAGGAAAACUUUAUUCUCUUUGCCAUUGCCAUCUCCUGAAAGCGAGAGCAGUCGGUCCAAAUUGGAACUGCUCCACAAUGAAGUGGACGAGGAGAUUAAGGGAAAACAUGAAGCGAGCAAUGGUGAAGAACAACCUGAAGAGUUCCUGUUUUGUACCAGUGAGUUCACACGUCCAGAGUCAGAGCAUGUGGGACAUUUUUCCCUGCGUGCCGAUAAACCACAGAGCAAAAUUAAGACCACAACAAGUUCUGGGGAAAGUCACAAGUCAAGAUGCAGAGGGACAUUUGUGGUCUCUGUGAUGAGGGAUUGCACCUCACUGAACAGUGCGUCACCAGAAGCAGAGCAGGAUUUAUGGCCUUCUACAGGAUCCUUCCACCGUGAUGCAGAAGAACCAUCAACAGUCAUGGAUGCAGAUGUCGUUCAGAGACAUUCAGCAUCAGAUCCACACAGGGACAGUGAUGGAGUCUUUGUCGAGGAAACGCAGAACUCCUGUAAGCGUCCAUGGGUGUCCACUCAGGAUUCAGACAGCUUUCAAGAGGACUUGAGCAGCAACGACAACCACAAAGUCCUGCUGCUGGACCAAGACUCUGCAGGUACAGAGUUUCAGAAACCUAAAAAAGCCAGGAGAGAAGAAACAGGGCGAUCCAGCAGGAAGAAACCCAAGCAGAGUAAGGAGUGUGAUGAUCUUUUACAUGACAAGAAAAAGAAGAAGAGUAGCAACAAAGGAUUUAAGUCUAAGAAUGAAUCAAGUUAUCUUCAGGGAGCCAGUGAUGCCUCACCUCUCUGUGGCACUAAUGUUCCUGAGAGAAGUAAGGAACAGUUACAGGAUUUACAAGACGCUCGCUCACAUUCUUACACCAAUGAAAAUGAUGAGUAUUUCUAUGAUUUAAAACCCACUAAGUCCAAGUCCAGUAUGGAUUUGAAACCAAAAGACCGUAGAACAAAAUCCAAGCUGCAUACACCCACUGAAACGAGAAAUCCAAGGGAGACAUUUGUUGUCUAUAGGCGGAAAACUCAAGACAGUGUUUCACUAAGCACCACGAGGACAUCUAAUGUGUCAGACGCCUACAGUCACUCUGUGUACACCAGUGAUGAGGCAGUUCAUCAGAAUCUGGGAGACCUGCUGACAGACGAGAUGCCACCGUGGCUGGCCAUGGACGUUAGCACCGCCAACACUGAGGUGGACUCUUUACUGGCUACACCAAACAGGGAGACUUUGGGCAGGUCGGCAGUGAUUGAGGAGUCUACUGCUGUCACGGUCGAGGCCUCUCCAGGAGGAGUCUUAACAUCACUGACCAACACCAUUACAACCCCAGGCAGUGAAAACAGAGGCCGAACCAGGAGACGAAAUGGUGUCGUCAGUUAUAAGGAGCCGUCCCUCAACAGCAAAAUACGACGUGGAGAUAAAUUCACUGACAGCAUGUUUCUGAGCUCUCCAGUGUUUAAGGAAAAGAAGAAGAGGAAGAAGACGUCUGCAGCCAAGCCGCAGCUGGAAAGAACCGUUUCGAUGAACUGAUUUUUUUUUUUUUUUUUUUAAUUUGAUUUGGUUUAUUUUAGUGGUUGGCAUUCUUUAAAGUUUAAUAAAGAGUCUUUUAAAUCAGCUGAACAGGUGCUGAUCUGUAUAUUCUAACUCCACUCGUUAUCCAGUGGUAUCCGGUUGGUGACGGUCAGAGAGAUCGACAGGAGGUUGGUCAUAAAUGAUUCAGCCUGGGCUGUUCACCUGAGAAGUCUGAUCCACAUCACUGUAAAAGGCUUGUGUUCCCUGAAAGGUCACCAGAUUCAGUGUUACACGCCUGCAGCCAACCAUGUUUAGGACUUUGUAUCACCAUGUGAACUGAAGCAUUGUGGGCGCCUGCUUUUGUUGUACAGCUUCAGUGUGAGGUCGUACAGGACUGUGUGGUGAGUACAGAUGGUUGUUUUAAAUGUGCCACUGUUUUCUGUUUGUUGUUUUCCCAUUAAAAUGUAUUA
Toxotes jaculatrix (banded archerfish) is the source of this 3545-nucleotide messenger RNA. RefSeq lists its product as uncharacterized. The record is from RefSeq and is a predicted model, not a curated record. The transcript is spliced from 9 exons. Gene Ontology annotation, cellular component: nucleus; chromosome, centromeric region. Gene Ontology annotation, biological process: meiotic chromosome segregation. NCBI's taxonomy places the organism in Eukaryota, Metazoa, Chordata, Actinopteri, Toxotidae. The coding region runs from base 172 to 3093 and encodes 973 amino acids.